UGAUUCUGAAGAAGAAAUUGAUAAUACAUCUAAUUUAGAAACAGAUCCUAUUGAGUUAGUAAAUCAGUGGAAUAUAAUUAUUAGAGAUUGGUUUAAUCUUUUAGAUGAUGAAGAAUUUGAAAGUGAAGAAAUUGAAAUUACUAACCAUCUAGCAACUAAUCAAGAUGCAAAGUGA
Messenger RNA from Funneliformis caledonium, 175 nucleotides. The record is from the annotation of a GenBank genome assembly. NCBI's taxonomy places the organism in Eukaryota, Fungi, Glomeromycota, Glomeromycetes, Glomerales, Glomeraceae.